AUGUCGGACGAGGAGGCAUCCUUCCAGCUACGGAUGUCAGACUCAGAUGCCGCGUCAUGUGAGGAGGGCUCCGGGGCGAUGUUUGGGCUUACGAGCAGGGAGGUUCUGUCCUUGCCACAAGAGAUGCAGUCCGUGCUGCAGAGUACGCAGGAGACCCUGAAUCAGCGGAAGCGCCGUCGCCAAGAUGAACAAGAGGCCAAUUUUUUCCGGAAUGCCAACAGCUCCAGUGCAACGCUUCGUACCCUUUCUCGUGUGAACCCGCGACAGCUUCGUCUACAGGCAUUUGAGAAGCGCGUGAGGAGGCGUCAAGAACAUCACAGCCCGCAGCCCGCGUUCAAGACAAUUCAAGACCAAGCGUUGCAGGCCUUCCCCUCCUCCACCUCCUCCUCCUCAUUUCCAUCAGCACCAUCACCAUCAUCAUCAUCAUCGUCAUCAUCAUCCUCAUCAUUAUCCUCCUCCUCAUCCUGCUCAUCCUCAUCAUCCUCUUCAUCCUCAUCCUCAUCCUCCUCAUCAUCAUCGUCAUCAUCAUUAUUAAAUUACGUUGUUGUCAUUACAACUGGCCGCAUCAUGGUCAUGCUUACCGUCGUUAGCAUCGUUUGCUCCUUCUCCUCCUCCUCCUUCCCGCUGUUGCUGUCACGAUGCUCUUCUUCUUUUUCAUCUUCUGCGCGAUGCUAG
Messenger RNA from Symbiodinium necroappetens, 675 nucleotides. Lineage: Eukaryota; Dinophyceae; Suessiales; Symbiodiniaceae. The record is from the annotation of a GenBank genome assembly.